Theileria parva strain Muguga is the source of this 2150-nucleotide messenger RNA. It is a transcript of the gene FIGNL1, whose product is annotated as ATPase family associated with various cellular activities (AAA) family protein. The transcript has 3 exons. The coding region runs from base 179 to 2092 and encodes 637 amino acids. NCBI's taxonomy places the organism in Eukaryota, Apicomplexa, Aconoidasida, Piroplasmida, Theileriidae. The record is from RefSeq and is a predicted model, not a curated record. Gene Ontology annotation, molecular function: ATP hydrolysis activity; ATP binding.
GAUUAAUUCAAUAACUCAACUAUUUAUGAGGAUUCUUACAGAUAACCUGACUAAGAAAAGUCUACACACAUAUUCCUUCCAACAGAAUAUUUAUUCAUUAUUUUCUUCUGCGUUUAUUUCAUUUAACCCAAAAUUAAAUGUUUUCCACUAAAGUGUUCUUUUAUUUUCUUCUUUUUGAAUGAUGGGAAGGACGGACGAUGAUUUUUAUCUAAAAGCGUUAACGCUUGCCUAUGAGCGCGAAUUACCAGCAGAAUCCACCUUAAAAAUUGCGGAAAUGCUCAAUAACAUGUAUCACACUGAAGAAAAAAUGUGUACAGAUGAAACUUUGGAAGCAUUGUACCGUUUUAAUGUUGAAAUUUCUGAAGAUUUUAAAGAUUGCUUGAAAGAAAACUUUGAUGUGUUUACAAAUAUUAAUGAUACCAUUUUCAAUUUUGCCCCUUAUGUGAGUAUAUACGACAAUUCAAGGUUACAUGAUGAAAAGGAGCCAGAAUCAAAAAUUAAAAGAAGAUUAUACAUGGAUAAUUUCUUUGAAGGAGAUUCCUGCAUCUCCAACAUUCCACUUACCAAUGUAGCAAGAAGGUUUUUGAUAAACUCUAUUAACGAAAUUCCCUUCGAAAGAGUAAAAAUCGCAAAUACUACAUCAGAACGUCCCAAAAAUUCUGAACCCGCACCUGUUUUGGCAAAAUCUAUACCGAAAGAUCCACCUACACUUGAUGAAACUAAGUUGCCUAAUUCCGUGGAUGAUUCUCAUAAAUUGAACGAUGCUCACCCAAAAGUACAAAAUGUUACUUCCACAAGUGAAAAAACUAAUAUCAACACUACUAAUCAUGUUCCUUACGUCAAACCUAAGAGCUUUAACAAACUUGAAGCCAAGGACAAGGUUGAACUGAACGUCGGAUUCAAGUCAGGCCUUGAAUAUCUUAGUAGCCAAAUUAAGGAAGGUAAUACAAAACCUUUGGACGAUAUAGACCUUACCAAAUCUAAUAUCUCAGAUUAUAAAAAUCUUGCCAAAAAUCAGCUAGGAGGUCAAUACCCAAACCAAAAUUCUCAUCCAAAUUACAAUUUGGGCAAUUACAACAGUUAUAAAGCUCGUCAGGGGGUUAACAAUAAGGGCGAUGGGCCUUAUUUGGACCCAAAAUAUUUGUCCCUUGUAACUGGAGAUGUGACUCCUGAAAUGAUUAGCAUGGCCUUGGACAUGAAAGUGUUGGAAUGUCAAAAAAUAACAAAAGAUGAUAUCGUUGGACUGGAUGAUGUUAAAAAGGUGGUCAUUGAUAAAGUAGUUAAUCCAAUUUUAAUGCCUAACCUUCACAUUGGUUUGUUUAAGGCACCCAAAGGUAUUUUAUUAUUUGGCCCUCCUGGUACUGGAAAGACCACCAUCGCAAAAUGGAUUGCAAAUGUUUCUAACGCCACAUUUUUUGAGAUUUCUCCAAGUUCCAUAACUAGCAAAUUUUACGGUGAAUCUGAAUCUAUAAUAAAAACACUAUUUAAGGUUGCUUUGGUGGAGUCACCCUCGUUGAUAUUCAUAGACGAGGUUGAUGCUGUCUUGGGUAAGAGGAAAUCAACAGACGAUGAUUCUAGCGUUAGAAUGAAAAAUCAACUUCUUCAGAUGAUGGAUGGGAUAAAUUCUGGUAGUUUAUCGAUUGACAGGGAGUCAGGAGAAGAGAGGGUUGUUAUAGUCAUUGGAGCAACCAAUAGGCCUCAUAUGAUGGACUCCGCUGCUCUCAGAAGAUUUACUAAGCGAAUAUUGAUCCCUCCACCAGACCAUGAGACCAGAAAGAAGUUUAUUAUCGAUAUAAUAAAUAAACGGUCUAGCAAGAAAUGCUUUCUCACUGAAGAGGACUUGGAAAAGAUUUCUGUUGCAACUGACGGUUGGACUGGCUGUGACCUUUUAACCUUGUGUUACAAGGCUGCCGAGUAUUGUUACGACGACACCAUUGAGCUGUAUGGUGGAAUUGAGAACAUAAAAAGUUUCAAUGAUUUUAGGGGUGUUGAGAUGAAGGACAUCGAAAGAGCUUUGGAGUGCACCCGGCCUUCAACUGAUGAAGGUAUGGAAUUUUUCUUGGAAUGGAGUUCCAAACAUGGAUCUGUUUAAUUUUGUCUGAUUUUUUUAAAAAAAUCGUUUUGUAUUUAUAAAUCUAUUUGUGAUAGUG